UUUGAUAGGUGGCCCAGGCAAAUAGUGUCGUCCAUUGGCCUGUGUCGUUAUGGUGGGAGGAUUGACUGCUGCUGGGGCUGGGCCCGCCAGUCCUGGGGACACUGUCAGCCUUUCUACGUCUUAAGGCAGAGAAUAGCCAGGAUAAGGUGCCAGCUCAAAGCUGUGUGCCAACCACAGUGCAAACACGGUGAAUGUAUUGGACCAAACAAGUGCAAGUGUCAUCCUGGAUAUGCCGGCAAAACCUGCAAUCAAGAUCUGAAUGAGUGUGGCCUGAAGCCGCGACCCUGCAAGCACAGGUGUAUGAACACUUACGGCAGCUACAAGUGCUACUGCCUCAACGGGUACAUGCUGAUGCCGGAUGGGUCCUGCUCAAGUGGCCUGACGUGCUCCAUGGCAAACUGUCAGUAUGGCUGUGAUGUUGUCAAAGGACAGAUACGGUGCCAGUGCCCCUCUCCUGGCCUCCAGCUGGCCCCGGAUGGGAGGACCUGUGUGGAUGUUGAUGAAUGUGCUACUGGAAGAGUUUCCUGCCCUAGAUUUAGGCAGUGUGUCAACACUUUUGGGAGUUAUAUCUGCAAGUGCCAUAAAGGCUUCGACCUCAUGUACAUUGGAGGCAAAUACCAAUGUCACGAUAUAGACGAGUGCUCCCUGGGUCAGUAUCAGUGCAGCAGCUUUGCUCACUGUUACAACGUACAUGGGUCCUACAAGUGCAAAUGUAAAGAUGGAUACCACGGCGACGGACUGAGCUGCGUGUAUAUUCCGAAAGUCAUGAUUGAAGUUCACAGCAGAACAUCUUAUGUCCAAGUGUUUAAUCCAUGCCAAGUUCCACGGCAUCCUUCAAAUGACUUGUUUGAAAUAUUUGAAAUUGAAAGAGGAGUCAGUGCAGAUGAUGAAGCAAAGGAUGAUCCAGGUGUGCUGAUUCAUAGCUGCAGUUUUGACCAUGGGCUUUGUGGAUGGAUCAGGGAGAAAGACAGUGACUUGCACUGGGAACCAGUGAGGGACCCAGCAGGUGGACAGUACCUGGCCGUCUCCGCAGCCAAGGGCCCCGGGGGGAAAGCCGCUCGCCUGGUGCUGCCCCUGGGCCACCUCAUGCAGUCAGGGGACCUGUGCCUGUCGUUCAGGCACAGGGUCACUGGGCUGUACUCCGGAGCGCUCCAGGUGUUUGUGAGAAAACAGGGGGCCCACGGAGCAGCCCUGUGGGGAAGAAAUGGUGGCCAUGGCUGGAGGCAAACACAGAUCAGCCUGCGAGGGGCUGGCAUCAAGAGCGUCAUCUUCAAAGGUGAAAAGAGGCGUGGCCACACUGGGGAGAUUGGAUUGGAUGACGUGAGCUUGAAAAGAGGGCACUGCUAUGAAGAACGCGUGCAGCUCCGCAACUAGCAGUGAACUCCUGUGUUGCUCCCUCUUCUUUUUCUGAUCUUCACCUCCUGUCUUCUCCUCCCUUCUGUCAGGCCUCGGAGAAGAGUGGGUCAGUGGGUCAGAGAAAGCCUGGUUGUUGACCCACAUCUUGGCCUGUUUUUGUGCAAUCCCAAUGGACAGUGACACUCCCUUUGACAUAGAAGGGACAUUGGUUAGACACAUGCAAGCUGUCUGUGGGUGCUACCUACAUCCCGUAGGAACUGGCUUCAGCAUGUGAGACCUAUGCCACCCUUCAUCCUGGUGACAAGGUGUUCCUUGUAGCAAAGUAUGGGAGACAUUUUCAAAGGAAGUUCGUGCAGAUGGCCAUUCUGUUAUCUGCCCAGUGUCGUGCCACGAGUAGUAUUGACUUCCCCUAAGAUACGCUGUACAAUGUGCUUGUGAACUUUGUUUCUCGUCUUCACUGUUAGCUCUGGACUGGCCUGACCUCUUUUACUGCCAUUCACUUUAUGAAAGAAGGGUGUGUAACAUACCCAAAUGCGUUUAUUCUUGUUAUCUGUAUUUUUCUUUU
Messenger RNA from Myotis davidii, 1921 nucleotides. It is a transcript of the gene NPNT, whose product is annotated as nephronectin. NCBI's taxonomy places the organism in Eukaryota, Metazoa, Chordata, Mammalia, Chiroptera, Vespertilionidae. The annotation marks the transcript as partial. The record is from RefSeq and is a predicted model, not a curated record. Gene Ontology annotation, cellular component: membrane. Gene Ontology annotation, molecular function: calcium ion binding. The transcript has 13 exons.